Molecule: messenger RNA, 3378 nt
Organism: Trypanosoma cruzi
Lineage: Eukaryota; Euglenozoa; Kinetoplastea; Trypanosomatida; Trypanosomatidae
Exons: 1
Coding region: 1-3378 (1125 amino acids)
Source: RefSeq, a predicted model, not a curated record
AUGAAGCGCGUGCUAGUGCUGAAUGUCGACUCUUUUGUUGGGAGGGAGGUGUGCCGUUGUUUUUUUGACGCCAAAGAGUACCUGGUUGAUGGCACGCUGUACCAUUUCCAAUCCACUCGAGAGAAUCCGGAGGCGAAGGAGUCUCUCAGAACCGAUGGAUUGGACUCUGCAGGCAAGAUGAAGCCUCAUUGUGCAACCGCCUCUACGAGUUCGGUGCGGCUAGACGUCCCACCAGACAUGCGGCCAUUUCUCAACUCGGUGAUGCCGCGACAUGGCGAUAUUAGUGAUGAGCAGUUUCGCGUCCGGGUGCUGACGUACGACAUUAUUAUCGCCAUCCUUGAAGAGGACGCGUUCGAGGCGGACUGCGCUAUCAAAGUGCUUCGUGGGACACACUACGAGGUGGAAAAGACUUUUGUGCUUGUGUCCAAUGUAUUUACAUGGACACAGACCGAUGCACACGAGCGUGAGUUACGACGUGCCGCUCGCCGUGCAGAACGGGAGGCGGCUCGCGCCCAACGUUACGAGGAUGAUGUAAUCGAGGAGGAAGAGGAGGAAGAAGAGGAGGAAGAGGAAGAAAUGGAACAAAAGGUAUGGACGGAGGAGGAUUACCGUCAGCGCUACCCCGAUCUCCGUUACCAUCUCUGGAAGGACCUUGAGCAUGCGGUGAAGCAUGCAAACUCGGAGACAUUACACACAUAUGUGCUGUGGGCCGGAUUGCCGUACGGUCGUGGCGAAGACCUUCUUGUGUCCCAUUUUAACGCAGCGUGGAGACAUCAGGAGAUGCUUCAGUAUGGGGAUGGAUCAAACUACAUCCCCACCAUACAUGUAAAAGAUCUUGCGCGGAUCAUCUACCUUGUCGGCUCCUCGUACGAUACACUUGAAGAUCGUUACAUGUUUGCCGUGGAUCAGGGCAACAACACACAGAGCGAUAUUUUGCAGGGCAUAAAGGACUUUAUUGGUGGCGUGGUGUCGGUUACGGCGCCGGAAAUUGACCGUAAGAAUCAGGUUGUGAUACCAGGUAAUCAAAAAAAAGGCGGAAGAGAGGCGGAUGUGAAAGAAAAUGAAUUAGCAGAAGAGAUCCAGCAUGAGCAUGACGUCCUGGUGGGGCUGGGGAUGCGGGAGGCACAAGUUUUGGAUGAAGAAAAAGAGGAAAUGUUAAGAAUUAAGGAAAUUUCGCAGCGAGAGAAACUGCUGCGGCUGGGUUUGGGGGUACAAGAAAUUGAAAACGAUGAUGACACAAACCACGCGCUAAGGCCGGAAGCGGCCUCUAAAGUAGGGGCGAGUCUCACGAUCGCUCCACCGCAUGGCCUGGCAAACUGGUUCAGUGCGGUUGACAUGCGCUGUGAGCCCGGUGCCGUACUUGCGCUUCUCGAGGAGGAGGAAUGGGUUUCACUUGGGGGGUUCUUUGCGAAUGUUGACAAAAUUGUGCAGGAGUUCAAGGCCGCACGGCAGUUGCGUCCGAUGCGUCUUGUUCUCUCUGGCCCACCUUUGAGCAAAGUAGGGGAAGUCGCCGGCGUACUUGCGGAACUAUUUAAUAUUCCCCACCUGACGUUGGCAAAUGUGACGGCGGCUUACGAGGAGCAUGUGAGAUCUCUGCGAGAGGAGUUAAUUGGUAUUCUUGUGUUGCGACAGCUGCGGAGACACACGGCACGCGAAGAACGCCGACGCCGCGAGAAAGAAAGGGCCAAAGAGGCGCGAAGAAAAGCCAGGGAGGAGGAAGGAGAGGAAGGAGAGGAGGGAGAGGAGGGAGAGGAAGAGGAGGAGGAGGAAGAGGGAGAAGAAGAGGGAGAAGAAGGGGCAGAAGAAGAGGAAGAAAAGGGAGAAGAAGGAACACCCGCCGCGCAGGAUUUGGACCCUGCAGAGCGUAUACGCGCCGCCAUCACCGAGGCGAUGUUGCUGCGUGUACCGGAGGAUGAAGAGGAGGAAGAGGAGGACGAUUCCCACUACAACGCCGAUGAUGAGGAGGAGGUGGAUGAGAAGGCAGCCGCCAUGGCGCAGCAGGUGGACGAGGCUGAACGACGUCGAAUUGCGACACUUCGAGAGGAGUAUCGCUUCGCCACACAACUGUUAUCACUGCGUCUUUUGAAUGGGGAGUUCCCGCGGCGACCCAAAAGCGCUGAUGAAGAGGAAGAGGGCGAGGAGGAAGAGGAAUACGACGAAUAUGAUGAUGAGGAGGAAUACAUGAAUAGGAAGAAGAGACGGGAGCAAAAGAAGGAUGUCAAAAAAGAUGUUACAGAGGAACCCCCGCCGACGAUUCGUUACUUUGAUGAGGUGAUGGCUGUGAUGGUUCGCUGGCGGCUGCGGCAGGAGGACUGCAAGAAUCAGGGAUACAUCCUGGAGGCAUUUCCAGAGACGGUGCGUCAGGCCUGGUUGACGUUUCUAGCCGACACUGAGGAACAAAAGGAGAUGCAGCGGCCGAAGUUGCAGAAGGUCCGUGACGAGGAGGCCGUACCACAGCCGCUGCUUGAUGCAAAUUUCCCAUUGCCUGUUCUUGCAGAUCUUGAGGAGGAUCGGAAACAAGAGAUAAUGGAAUUGAUGACGGGGCGGAGAUUUGCGUCCGCUGAGGAAGUUCUUGUUCCCACACAUGAUACCUUUUUCCCAGAUUGCUUUAUUGCUCUGACAGGCAAUGAGGUUACCCUUCGGUCACAAAUAUAUGCUGCAAUUGCCACUGCGACUCCUGGUGAUACGACGCCGGAUUUUUCCGAGCAGUUCACGCGUUAUAUGACACAUAACCGUCCUGGUGCCCCACCGACGGAAUCGCUUAUUUGCUGGUUUCAAACCGUGGUGGCAGAGAGGGUGGAUGAAGAUGGAGAUGUUGCUGUGGCUACGGAAGGAGGUGAAUUGAGAGAAAAGGUGCCCCGAAAGGCAUGCGUUCUAUUCGUACCGGUAUUUUCUACCUUUCCUCAAGCCGUGUUGCCAAAGUUUUUUAACCAUGAGGAGAUCUCUGGCAUGAGAGCCUACUGCACCUUUAUCCGGUCUGAGAUUCUUAAAAACAUUGGUCUUGACAGCUGUGGCUCUGUGAUAGAUUCCAUGCGGGCAGAGGCGGAGGCGAACAAAAGUCGGGUACAGGAGCUCGCGUCGGAGAGGGAAAAAUUAGAAAAAUUGAGUGCCUCGGAUAAAUUAUUUGCCGCGGCCGCACAAAAAUUGGAGGACGACUUUUUGGAGAAUGAGCGGCGUGCGUUGCGAUUUUACCAGGCAAAGGAGGAGUUGGCGUCCAUUGUUGGCAUUGACUCUAUUCCGGUGGAUGUGUACUUGAUGCGAUAUGUGAUGCCUAGUCUGACGCCGCUGAUGGCGGAGGUUGUGCGGAUGCGCCCUGAGGACCCUGUGACUGUGUUGGCGGAUGCCCUUUUCCACCACAAGCGGCAAGUGAGUCUCUGA